GCCUGAGCUUCCCAGCAUGCCUUGCAGGCGGGCCCGGAGUCCCGACGUCUAGUGAUGGGGAGCCCCGGGUGCUUUCGGCCGCCAGAUCGGGUGUAGAGGUUGAAGCGGAGCCCCGGGCCUGGGAAUUGGACGCCCGCAGGGGGGAAGAUGGAAGCGUGGCGCUGUGUGAGGAGGGGCUACGGCCGCUGUGUGGUGGGGAGAGGCCGAUACCCCAUGUUACCCCAUCACCAGAAGAGUCUGGGCAGAGAUUGGACGACACCGUGGGAGAAUCUGCAAAGGUGUUGCUGGAACAGACAUAUUUCUAGUUGUAUGAGGUGGCCUGGACAUUAUUCUCGUGCUCCUUACCCAUACUUCAGUAGUAGGCAUUUUUCACUAAAUUGGAGACCACCUUGUUUGUUUGAGUCUAGAACUCCGUUUCAGUACUGGAACUGGAGACCUGACAACCUGAGCCAGACCUCUUUGAUUCAUCUCUCUAGUUACAUCAUGAACUCUGAGGGAGAUGAGCCUUCAUCAAAACGAAGAAAACACCAAGGCACAAUACAACGACAUUGGGAAUAUAUAUGUAACCAUAAUAAAGACAAGACGAAGAUCCUAGGAGACAAAAAUGUUGACCCCAAAUGUGAAGACAGUGAUAACACGUUUGACUUUUCAGUGAUGUCCUAUAAUAUACUUUCACAAGAUUUAUUGGAAGACAAUUCACAUCUUUAUAGACACUGCCGGCGGCCAGUUUUACACUGGAGUUUUAGGUUUCCCAAUAUUCUGAAAGAAAUUAAACACUUUGAUGCAGAUGUACUUUGUUUGCAAGAAGUUCAAGAAGAUCAUUAUGGAGCAGAGAUCAGGCCAAGUUUGGAAUCUUUGGGUUACCACUGUGAAUACAAGAUGCGGACAGGAAGGAAACCUGAUGGCUGUGCCAUUUGCUUCAAACAUUCCAAGUUUUCACUCUUAUCAGUGAACCCAGUGGAAUUCUACCGCCGUGAUGUUCCUCUGUUGGACAGAGACAAUGUUGGAUUGGUGUUACUCUUGCAGCCCAGAGUUCCGAGGGCUGCCUGUCCUGUGGUCUGUGUAGCUAACACACAUCUGUUAUAUAACCCAAGGCGAGGCGAUAUUAAGCUGACCCAAUUGGCCAUGCUUCUGGCAGAGAUUUCCAGUGUUGCCCAUCAGAAAGAUGGCAGCUUCUGCCCUAUCAUUAUGUGUGGUGACUUUAAUUCUGUUCCUGGUUCUCCGCUUUAUAGUUUUAUAAAAGAAGGAAAAUUGAAUUACGAAGGACUUGCCAUCGGCAAGGUAUCUGGCCAGGAACAGUCUUCACGGGGACAAAGAAUUUUAUCUAUUCCAAUUUGGCCCCCAAACCUAGGUAUCUCACAGAACUGUGUGUAUGAGGUACAGCAGUUACCAAAAGUAGAAAAGACAGACAGCGAUCUGACACAGACAGAGCUGGACAAAACAGAGGUCUUAGUGACAGCUGAAAAAUUAUCUUCAAAUUUACAGCACCAUUUCAGCUUGUCGUCUGUUUAUUCACAUUAUUUUCCUGACACUGGAAUUCCAGAAGUGACCACCUGUCAUUCCCGAAGUGCCAUAACUGUGGAUUAUAUUUUCUAUUCUGCUGAAAAGGAAGAUGUUGCCAGGCAGCCAGGAGCUGAAGUUGCUCUGGUUGGUGGCUUGAAACUUUUGGCCAGACUAUCACUCCUUACGGAACAAGAUUUGUGGACUGUUAACGGACUUCCAAAUGAAAAUAAUUCUUCAGAUCAUCUACCUUUAUUGGCUAAGUUCAGACUUGAGCUGUGACUCUUCUUUGAUUACAUAUAUACUUUUCUUUCCAAUUUACAUUCUUUUUCAAAAAAUGUAAAAUAUUUCUUGAGAGUUUGCAUGUUUAUUUUUGCGCCAUGGAGUUUCUGAAGAGGUUAUGUUAAAUGCUUGAAACAGAUGUGAGAAGAAACAAGUUUACAACAAUUUUCUUUGUAAUACCGAAAAAAUAUUUUCCUGACAAGUGCGAUCCAAACGCUCCUUAUUGUAAAAGAGUUGUAAAUGUUUUUUAUUCUAAAUCCCAGUAAAACUGACAGUGAUUUUUAAAUACAGUGCAUCCUCUUUAGUUAGUAAAGAAUUUCAGUUGAUGUUUUUGGCAAGCUUUACGGUGGAUCCAAAGUAUCUUUGAGUUCUUGCAAACCACAACGCAUUUCCCUCCCAGAAGGCCUGAUUUCAUUGUGAGGACCAUCUGUUUGUUGAGUCCGAAUUAUUUCAUCUCAGAAAUCACUCACAAGUGUCCAGCCAACCAUUUUAGCUUGGUUUUGAGGGGGCUUGAUAAUGCUUUCUAAAAUUGUACAAAUUGCCUAAUCCGUCUUACUACUCUCCUGAGCCGUGUACUAUGUCUGCAUUUUGUUGGGAGAUGUAGGUCACCAUUACUAGUGGGUGAGGUGCUGUAUACACGCCCUCUUUCCAUCCUGUGACAGACAGACCAUUCCAGCAUGCCUGAGAGAGGCAGAGACUGGGUUAGAUUGCCUUUGUUUCCCUAGCACUUUGUUUUUUGUUUUUUUCUUUUUUCUCUUCAGUUUCAAGAAGAGAUCCCUGGGGGCGCCUGGGUGGCUCAGUUGGUUAAGCGACUGCCUUCGGCUCAGGUCAUGAUCCUGGAGUCCCUGGAUCGAGUCCCGCAUCGGGCUCCCUGCUCGGCGGGGAGUCUGCUUCUCCCUCUGACCCUCCCCCCUCUCAUGUGCUCUCUCUCAUUCUCUCUCUCUCAAAUAAAUAAAUAAAAUCUAUAAAAAAAAAAAAAAAAAAAAAAAAAAGAAGAGAUCCCUGGGUUGGGGGAGAGUCUUUAUUUUUCUGAACCAAUUCUGUGGAAAUUUAUUUUAUGAGGAAACUUGUCUUUAGAACAAAGUGGCUGCUAUAAGAUUCUUUUGGUUUUGCCUCAGAUAUUUAGGAAGCCCGCAGAACUAGUAGGGAGAUACCAACUUGGAGACCUAAUACUCUUAAGUAGUAAUUUUAACCAUCUUAGUGGUUUUGUUUCUAAGAUGUUACUUUGUUUUCUCUUAUAAUGAGGCAGCAGUGUGAGGUGGUGCUGACAUUUUUUUGUAAAGUGGUUUAAGAGCAGGUCUAGUGAGUCCCACAGUUGGCGCUCUGUGAGUGUUUGGAUCAAACAUUUUAAAACAGAAAAAGUGAACAUGUCCUCUUUUUUAGACAUUAGGAUCAAAGAAUUAUGUGCAUUUUUACUAAGUAGUAAUUUUAUAUUUAAUUAUACUGAAUUAUAAAAGUUUUUACAAUGGGUGUUCUUCAUAGAAUGCCUCAUCUUAAAUUAGAAAGCAGUAGUUACUCCGGGUCCUGGACUCUAAAGGUUUUUGUACUAAAGUAUAUUUACUACAGUUAUUUUUUAAGAAAAGAAAUCAAAUGACUACCUGAACAAGGCAUGUGGGUUAUAAGGAUUUACCUACUAAAAAUCAUAAGCAAGUAUUUUUAAAUGUUUAAUUUCUCACUUUUUUGGGUUUUUACUUACAGUAUUAACUGUAGUUCUAAGAUUUUCCACAUUUUCUAGUAACAGUCUGCAGAAUAUUGUAUGUUCUAAUUAGCAGAUAUUGUCAUCAUGAAAUAAUAGUAUAAUUAAUCCUUUUUAAUAUUGGGGAAAGAAAAAUGAAAAUUCAUUAAUUACUGCUUUGUGUUUAUGUGAGUUUAUUAACAGAUAACUUUGUGUAUAGGUCGUUUUUGCUAAACUAACAUCUCUGAAAACCUCUGUGAAAAUUUAAUUUUUUAUGUCCUGAUCAAUAUAUUGAUUUUAGGCCCUUUUCAUGUGCUUCACUUUGUAGAGUUAAUCCAUAAAAAUGUUUUCCACUUUAGCCUUUAGAAUGUAAUAGUAUUUUGUGAACUGGAGGCCAAGGGGUCAAUGUAACCUUCUCACAGGUUUUUAAAGCUCCACUAAAAUUAACUAUCCAGUUGUCUUUACUUUUUUUUGGUCAGAAGAAUUGGUAACUCUCUUGUAUUUACCUGCCAAAAGCAUUUAAAUCUGGUUAAUUGCUGAAGCCAAAUCACCCCCAAUCUGGUACUGGCCAAGUUUUAAAAUGGAAAGAGAUACUGUGGAGUAAGAAAUGUUGGUUUUACUGUACCUUUUGAUAUCAAGAUGCAUGUUUGAAAUCUUGUCCCUUUUUUUUGGAAUUUAGCAACUGUCUGCUUUUAACCCUUUGCUUUCCUAAAAAACCAAGUUAGAGAUCCAGAGAGUUCAAGGCGUUGGGGAAACAGAGAAUUCAAGUUGUUUGCACUUUGUUUCUGUGAAUCACCUAAUAAAUUAUUACUCUAGUGCA
This is a messenger RNA of Mirounga angustirostris (Northern elephant seal), 4277 nucleotides long. RefSeq names its product angel homolog 2 (gene ANGEL2). Gene Ontology annotation, molecular function: 3'-5'-RNA exonuclease activity; mRNA 3'-UTR binding. Lineage: Eukaryota; Metazoa; Chordata; Mammalia; Carnivora; Phocidae. The record is from RefSeq and is a predicted model, not a curated record. Gene Ontology annotation, biological process: 3'-UTR-mediated mRNA stabilization. The transcript is spliced from 9 exons. Bases 148 to 1782 code for a protein of 544 amino acids.